Messenger RNA from Suillus plorans, 2300 nucleotides. RefSeq lists its product as uncharacterized. The record is from RefSeq and is a predicted model, not a curated record. NCBI's taxonomy places the organism in Eukaryota, Fungi, Basidiomycota, Agaricomycetes, Boletales, Suillaceae. Bases 221 to 1972 code for a protein of 583 amino acids. The transcript is spliced from 4 exons.
GAUCCAGGCGUUUAACAGUUUCUGUAUGUACAUGCAUUACCUUCUCAGGCUAGACUCUAGAGUUUGAAGGUUUCCGUAAAACAGUCAACGUGAGUGACAUUCUUAUGAAGUCGUUGCCGGGGUUUUUAUACGUGCUCAAGUUGAGGAGAGGGUAUAAGUACCAAUCCGUCGACGAGUUCCUCUUGCACUCCCCUCUAGACUCACUGUCAACUUCAACAUUAUGACCACUGAGUCAUGGACGUCGCUAGAUUCUACUCCAGGCCGGCGCAUUUUCUUUCGCCCACUUGGAAGUUCAGAAACUACCUUCUAUUGGGCUGGCGUUUCCAGCAAUACCGCUGAUACCGUGAUGCACAUACACCUUCGUACCGCACAAGCCAGCGACCAAGUCGUUCAUUCCCAAUCGAAUAUCUUACGUUCUUGGGUAUCUGUCAAAAGGCGCUUUCCCCUCAUCGCAGCUGAAGUGGAAGAACACGAGUUUGGUCCACGCUUUAUUAUCCGUGAAGAAACAGUCAUGAAUCUUCGACCUGAUGAUGUCACAUUCACGGAAGUCGAUUCCUUUCACCAUGCUGAAUGUUUCGUAACCGACAUUAUGGAUGGUCCUCGGCGCCUUUCAUCUCAGUUACUUACUCGUGCCUAUAUCUUGCGCCGAACAGAUAAAAGUGACCAUUUUCACGUCGUGAUCAUGCUCGCCCACUGCAUUACAGAUGCAGCUGGCACGAGCACAGUGCUUAGGACGUUUUUUGACACACUGUCAUCUCAGAUUGAACCACCGUACAUUCCUCUGGGCGAGAGAAUGCAUAGUUUUAAGGCUUUAGAGAGCAAUUUGGGUUCUAGAGAUCUUUCACUUGUCAAAAGACGGUGGAGGCGGGCUUUGGGUUAUGCAAUUGACUUGGCACGGAUGUCCCGAUUCAAGGGCGGUCACACUCUUCCCGGAGACUUCAGGGAAUCCACACCUCAUACUUCCGCUAAAAAACGCAACCAUGUCUCAGUGUUUUCGAGAGCAGUGUCGUCAACCAUUCUCACCAAUUGCCGCCGCCAUGGUAUUACCAUGAAUUCUGCGUAUUAUGCCCUCAGCCAAGUUGCCAUGGCACGUGUUUUAUGUCGACGGUACCUCAGGGGCCAGAUCUCGGAAGAAGAAUGGGAGUACAGGAAGCGCCAGCCCAUGUACGUCCUCGGGCCGGUGAACUUGCGCCCGUAUCAAGAUAAGGACUGGUUUGAGACGGGCGGCUCGGGCGAUGUUGGCGUUGGCAUCGGCACAGUCCAGUAUGUGCUUCCCUUCAUGCCUCUUGGUGACAUGUCUAGGGGAGACCCUAGCAGGUUGGAACUUAUUGAUGGGGCACCGGACUUCCCGGCUCUUAUGUCUUUCGAUCGGUUUCUUCUCCGAUGUGCUAAUGUGAAGGCGCAAGCUCAGAAGCUGCUCGAGCACCCACGAUUAGUUGAUAUAUGUACUUCCACCGUGAGACUCCAUUGGACUCCUUUCGGGAGGGAAAUUGCUUCGAAGUGGUUGAAGACGAGAGACAGUGUUCAGCUAGAGGACGGCGAUAAAAGUAUAUCCGUUCAGUCUUUGGACCCGAUAUACACACAAGGAGGGGCCACCCUUGGCAAUAUGGAUCAUGUGUUGCCCACAGAAUAUCCUCUGCCUCCCGAGCACUACCUGUCGCCCCUGCACAGCACGCCUCACGCCCAUCGGGCCGGUUAUGCGCCGUGGUCACCGCAGGCUGCUGCUUUCGAGGACGCCAAAACACCACGACCUCAUGUUGAGUACUGGCGUGCCCAUGCACACAUAACGCCUGCCAAGCUGUAUCUUGGCGCAUCGACUGCACGCCAGCAACUGCAAUAUUUUGUCUCCUACGAUCAGCACGUCUUUAGCGAAAAAAUUGUCACGGAGUGGUUGAGUGAGUUGAAGGAUGCAACGUUGUGGUAUCUGGGCCAACCCCAUAGCAAUGGAACGCCUUUACAGAGCAAGUUGUAGUGCCACAUUGCAAUGUUGCAAAAAUAAUACAAGAAAAGUACAGAAAUAGUGGAGUAGUCGUCUCUAGGGUGGCCUGGCAUGGGUAUAGAUAUAUCAUGGCCUGUUGCAUUAAUACCGGGGAAGAUUUUCGUCAAGCGCUGCGGCGCAAGCAGCCUUGGGUUUACCGUCGUUGAGACAAUCCUCGAAUUCAAACAAGGGUUGGCGGACGGGAUUCGAAAAUGAUACACGCGCGGAAUCAACAAAAGUAAUUGUACGGACACCCCAUCCCUAGUUGAAAAGUCGUAUGUACGUGUGUCCCUGUUGAUAAUUGAAUGAAUUCAGGGUGUGU